AUGAACCCUUACGCCAACAUGACCUACAUUGAGAAGCAGGAAGAGCUCAAGAAGCUCACUGCGGCUUAUCACGAUCGCAUUACCUCCUUCAAUGAGCCCCUUGACGAUCAAGCAGCCCACUGGUCCAAGCACGGCUCCACCUUGGUCCCCCUCAGCUCCUGCACCAGGCUCUGCACCGCAGCCGCAGACAGCUCCCAAGGCUUCCAAGACAGCGCACUGGUAUCGAUGUUCAAGCUUCCCGCUCUCAUCGAGUCUCUGGGGACUCUCCCCGACACACUGACACCGCACCAAUCCCGGUCGCUGUACCGUAUGAUUGGCGACCUGAAGGAGACGGACCCAAACAACACAUUGCAAGCGUCGAGCAGGAAAAGGAUCUCGACCGCCCGAACGCGCCUGGGGUCGCCCAAUUGGCUCAAGAACGGCACCAAGGCAGAUGACCGUGUCAAGGCGGGGUGGACGGCUGUCGAUCACGCAGUUUCAGAGACACUGCGCGGCAUUGCGGACGUUGGCUUGGACUGUGAAGCGACGAUGAGGGAGGUUGAAGGCCGGCCGAGGGAGCUGAGCUCAACUCCCACUGAGCCCUUACGGGCGGUGGAGCAGGCGUGCCAGGAGUCCCCACUUUGCUUCAACUUUUUCUCAUGGCUCAGAUUGCAGUGCAAAACGGAAGGGUGUGGGUGCUCGGGACAGUCAGGACGGGGCAAACCUGCGUCCUCCCUGUCGUGCGCUACGGCAACCUCGUCCGGAAAACCCGAAGAUGUCUGA
Dioszegia hungarica is the source of this 762-nucleotide messenger RNA. RefSeq lists its product as uncharacterized. Lineage: Eukaryota; Fungi; Basidiomycota; Tremellomycetes; Tremellales; Bulleribasidiaceae. The record is from RefSeq and is a predicted model, not a curated record. The coding region runs from base 1 to 762 and encodes 253 amino acids. The transcript is spliced from 2 exons.